Messenger RNA from Anthonomus grandis grandis, 2902 nucleotides. RefSeq names its product proline-rich nuclear receptor coactivator 2-like. The record is from RefSeq and is a predicted model, not a curated record. Bases 382 to 906 code for a protein of 174 amino acids. Lineage: Eukaryota; Metazoa; Arthropoda; Insecta; Coleoptera; Curculionidae. The transcript has a single exon. Gene Ontology annotation, cellular component: nucleus.
GAUACGUGUGACGUUUAUCAGGUAUCGUAUUUAUUUUGAAGUGUUACUGCGUCUCUUUUGUUUGUCGAGCGAUGGGCGAGGGAGUGUAAACGUUUUAUAAAAGUGUAGUCGAGGUCCUCGAGCCGUGGUGUUUUAGUGAAAUUUGCGUUCAAAAGCGAACUGGACGAAUCCGGGUGAGUUAACUUCAUUAUUUGUGCCAUCAGAAAGGAAAUUUUGCGAUUUAUCCUGAUUUAAUUCCCGUGACGGCGUCACAUAUGGCGAAGUGCAGCUGUUCUUUGUUUUCGUCCAACAUAAUAUUAAAUUGAGUCGUCCAUUUUGUGAAAGCAAAAUCCGAGUCGUACCUGAAGAACCGCUCUCGACGUGUUUUUAAGCGCAAAAUUCAUGCCCUUGGCUUGUGAUAACCAUUAUUCACACCCAUAUAAUAAUCUGUUACAAGUUUUUAAAGACUUUAUUAGACUUAUAAGGGCUGUUGGUUUAUUUGCAUCUGCGCUCACGGUUUUACCAGAUAAUAUGGCGAUGACAAAGAAAACCGACACCAGGAGCAAAAUUGCCUCCCAGGUGGCUAAUAGUCGAGGUGCCAUGCUUCCAAAGCACAACCCUCAAGGCUUGCCCCCCAGUCCCAGUAGUCAGGGUGGGUCGCCAUUGAGACUGUCUCCAGUAAGGAGAUCACCAUCAAGAUCUCCAAGUCCCAGAUCAUCACCGGGCCUUAUUGCGGGCUUCUAUGCCGGCUGUAAGUUCACAGAGCCCCCAUCAGCUUCCGCUCUGCCAUUGCCCCCUGAACAUUGGAUGGAAUCUAAAAAAUCUGUGAUUUCACCUUUCCAAGUUAUCAAUUAUCCUUCAGCUGCCAAUCAAUGCCAUCAUGACUUUACUCAGCAGUUGAAAUUGUUACUUAAAGUGCAAGCCUAAUCUGGAGGCAGUUUUAUCUUGUAACAAUAGUUACAAACUUGCAAAAGACAUUUAUCUUUAUAUAAUAUAUAUAUUUUUAUGAGUGGAUAUGUUGAGAGCAUGUCAUUUAAAUUUAGAUAUAUGUUGGUAGCGAGUGAACACGACAAUAUUAGGAAUACUAGUUAGGUUGUUUUGCCAUGGCCUAAUAGUGAAUUGGUAAAUGUCAGAAUUAAAGAAACUUUGAAAUAAUGUACAAAGUUUCAAUAUCAUUAGUUUGUCCUGUUCAGCCGCCCUGUGAUAAUGCAAUCACAAUGACAAAACUGUGGUUGCCUUAUAAUAUUAGGAAUCUAGUUUUUAGUGUCUAAAGCUAAUCUAAUCUGUUCUUAAUGUGAUUUUUUUGUUUUACUAUUGUUAACAAUCGUAAGAGUAUAAAUUUUGGGUUUGUAAUGAGAGCAGAGCUCAAAUCCGUGUGUGAUAUGAUGUUAGCUUUUUAAUUAAGACACAGUAGCAUUCAAAUAUUUUCUGUUACCAUUGAAUACCUUCAGCAGUUUCUCUUUGCCGCUAGGCCAGUACUGAUUUUUGGAGGAAAUGCUGAAAGAAAUCACUGGUGACAUAUCUUAAGCUUUAAUUAGUUAAGUAUUUUGCAAAUCUUAGUUGAAAAAAAAAUUAUAUUUUUAAAAUAUUUGAAUGCUAUUACAUUCUUGAGGUCAAAAACUCGUCAAUUAUGACGCAUAUUUUUGUUAAAGAAAAGUACAAAUUAGUAUCACAUAAUAUCAUGAUGUCAUCUUAAGAGUUUUAUAAACAUCUGACAAAGAAAUUUUCUUCAAAAGUUAUAAUAAAGGUUAGUGUAGAAUAUAAAACUUUUUUUUACAUAAAAUUUUAUUGAUAUAUAUAAAUGAUAUUUCAUUUUUAACUCCGCCUUUAGAUGUUUAUAAAACUCCCCACAAAUCCAUUGAUAACUAAUUGGCUUUAACUUUUUUUUUUAAUUAUAUUGAUAAUAAAGGAGUUCCUUAACUUAACACAAUAAUGCUUUAUUGUGGGAAGUGCAAUAUAGUGUUUUAACUCCAUAUUAAUAGUAUGUAAAUUUUCAUUACAAGAAAUUCUAAUUCAUAAAGUAUAGUAAUUUACUUUUUUUUAUUAAAUCAUAAGUUUUUGUUUUUUUUAUUAGGGGGGAAUUAGAAUUUCUAAUAUUAUGAAAUUGUGUUUAGUUUGUAGAAUCUCAGAUCUCAGUAGUAUUCACUAAAAAUGAGUCAAAAUUUAUUAUGUAAAACUUUCACCUCAUCUCCAUCCUUUAUCUGUGAUACCUUCCAGAUUUCCUUCCUAUCCCUGUUACUUGUCCAAUUUUUUCUGCUAUUUUAUCAACUGACUUUGCAUUUUAAGUGCCCUUUUGCUUUUAACCUAACAAAUCAAGAAACUAGUUUUAUAGUUGAUUGAUUUGCUUUUUAAGUGUGAUUUUUAUUUUUUACACCUUUAUAUUUCCUACAUAAACAUAAAAAUAAAACAAAAAAAAAAAGGAAAAAUAUUCUUGUAAAGUAAAAGGGCACUAACAUUCUUAAUAAUUUUUUUAAUGAUUAAGCUAACUGUUAAACUUUUUUUUGCGAAUAGAUGAAAUUCACUAAUUUGGUUUUAUCAUUAUUAUUACACACCUUUGUUCACAUACCUUUUGUUCAUUCCAUUACUUAGUUUCAAACCAAAAAAAGUAAAUUUAGAGGUUUAGGCAUAUUAUAUAUUGUUAUAUUAGUUUUACCAUAGUUUUAAAUAUUUAUUGUGAAAGUUUAAUAGUUAGUUUAUUUUUCAAUUUGCAAAAUUUGGACACUACUCCUUUUCCUUCCCUUUCUUCCUUCUCUUUCUUUUCCUUUCCUGGGGCUUCGGCUCCACCCAAAUAUAUAAAAAAGAAAUUCGUAGACGAUAAGCUAAAAGCUUUCGUUUUGCUGUGGUUUAUGGUAAGUCAUAUUAUAUUUGAUAAAAAUUUAAUUUAAUGUUUUCUGGUCUUUUCGAAAAUUAAAAUUUGCAGAGU